AGAGGGAGACAGACCCACGGAGAGAGGGAGACAGACCCACGGAGAGAGGGAGACAGACCCACGGAGAGAGGGAGACAGACCCACGGAGAGAGGGAGACAGACCCACGGAGAGAGGGAGACAGACCCACGGAGACCCACGGAGAGAGGGAGACAGACCCACGGAGAGAGGGAGACAGACCCACGGAGAGAGGGAGAGAGACCCACGGAGAGAGGGAGACAGACCCACGGAGAGAGUAUCUGGGAGCUCUUGUGUCUCAGGAGGGCUGAGCUGCCUGAUAUCAGCAGGAACAGACUGCUGCCUGGAGUCUGAUAUAGAGACAGCGCUGGGAUCAGCACAGAGAAGUUCCCGUUCCCGUUCCCGCUCUCAGCAAUGGCGGCUGCUGAUCUGAGAGACGAGCUGAGCUGCUCCAUCUGCCUGAGCAUUUAUACUGAUCCGGUAAUGCUGCCCUGUGGCCAUAACUUCUGCCGGGGCUGCAUUGGGAAAACAUGGGACACCCAGGAGGGAUUGGGGGCUUAUUUCUGCCCUGAAUGCAGAGCCGCAUAUCAGGAGCGCCCCGCCCUGCCCAGGAACAGAACUCUGGGGAACAUAGCAGCGCGGUUCUGUCCGACUGAGCCAGGGGAGACUGGGAUUCCCUGCACCUACUGUGUCCUCUCCCCUGUACCCGCUGCUAAAUCCUGUCUGCACUGUGAGGCUUCUCUGUGUGAUACCCACCUGCGGGGGCACAGCCAGUCGGCAGAACAUGUACUCACUGAGCCCACCGCUUCCUUUAUUGGGAGAAAAUGUUCUGUACAUCACAAGGUUCUGGAGUAUCACUGCUGUGAGGAUGGGGCCUCUAUCUGUGUGUCCUGCUGCCUGGCCGGGGGGCACCGGGGCCACAGGGUGGAGCUGCUGAGUGAGGCCUCUGUGAAGAAGAAAGAUAAACUGAGGAAAGUUCUGGAAAAACUGAUCCAAGAGAGAGAGGAGAAUGAGAGAGGAGCCCAGAGGCUGCAGGAGCGCAGGAGAGGAGUGGCACAAAAAGCAGCCGGUGAGACAGAGAGAGUCACUGCCCUGUUUAAGAGCAUUAGGGAACCCUUGGAAACCCUAGAGAAGCGACUCCUGAGUGACAUCUCCAGGCAGAAAGAGGAGCUCACACUCCCACUCACUGAGCUGAUCCAACAGCUGGAAAUAAAGAAGGACGAGCUGUCCAGGAAGAUCCGGCACAUUGAGGAGCUGUGCAACAUGGCAGCUUCACUUACUGGCAUACAGGAACAAUGGGAAUCCCAUGGAGCUGAGGGGGCACAUAAUAAGGGCAGAGAGAGAGAGGAUAUAAAGGUCCCGGCUGUAGGGGAUCUGGAUGUGGAGCGGAUCUCAGGGACAUUACUCAUAGGCUUAUCUGGGAUUGUGACUGGUUUAAAGAGAAGGAUCUAUGGGCAUGAGGCUUCAGGGCUGUUACUGGAUAUAAACACGGCUGGGGAUCGUGUAUCUGUAUCAGGGGACAGGAAAUCUGCUUCCUUCUCACUAUUAGACCAAUAUUACCCAGAGUCCCCAGAAAGAUUUAUAUAUUAUGCUCAGGCUUUAAGCAACAGGUUUUUCCCCUCAGGGAAACAUUAUUGGGAGGUGGAGGGCAGUAAAUUUGGGGGCUGGGGGGUAGGGGUGGCCUAUCCCAGUAUAGAGAGGGGAUCGGGUGAGUCUGCAAUAGGGAAUAGCAAAUCCUGGGGUUUGUACAAAAGGGAUAAUAAUAUCUAUUCAGUAAGAUACGAUCGUAAAGAUACAGACUUACCCCACAUCCCUUCCUGCAGGAGAAUUAGGAUCUUAUUGGACUAUGAGGCCGGACGCCUGUCCUUUUAUGAGCUGAGUGAGCCAAUCAGGCACUUACACACCUUCACUGCCUCCUUCACUGAGCCCCUUCAUGCUGCAUUUAGGGUAUGGGGGAACGGGUCCUGGGUGAGAAUCACUAGCUAGCCUGGGGGUGACCUUCUCCAGCCACACAAAGUGCCUUACGAGGGAGGAGCUCAGGAACCAUGGAGCACUGGGGGACCUCAUUUUAAAAUUUUGGAUACACCUAUGAUUGUUUUAUGCAGCAAAUAAACAUUUAACGUGUGCGACUGCCUA
This is a messenger RNA of Xenopus tropicalis (tropical clawed frog), 2092 nucleotides long. Its product is annotated as E3 ubiquitin/ISG15 ligase TRIM25. The record is from RefSeq and is a predicted model, not a curated record. Gene Ontology annotation, molecular function: zinc ion binding. Gene Ontology annotation, cellular component: cytoplasm. The coding region runs from base 371 to 1942 and encodes 523 amino acids. The transcript is spliced from 3 exons. NCBI's taxonomy places the organism in Eukaryota, Metazoa, Chordata, Amphibia, Anura, Pipidae. Gene Ontology annotation, biological process: antiviral innate immune response.